GAGGCGCUGCCGCAAAACCCGGCACCGGUGCCGCAGCUUCGAAUUGGCACCCCAAAUUCGCAUCUAACACCGCCGCGGGCAGCCCGACGGCGGCGAGCACUGGCCCCGUCGCAUCUCACAAAACCCAUCAAAGGCAGCCCGAUGAGUUCAGACGCCGACACCACCUACAAAGCCACGGCACCGGCCGUCUCGAGCCGCGCCUUAAAGUGCUACACGGCCUGCUAUGAUGGGAAGCUCGACGAAGUAAAACGAGUCGUAAACCAGCCGAACCAGCCGCCGCUCGACGUCAACGCCGAGAUCCACGGGGGCACGGCCUUCGCCGCGGCCGUCCAGAACGGCCAUCUGGAGAUCGUGCGCUUUCUCUGUUCGAUCGGUGCGGACGUCGAUAGGCCCAUCCACGACGGAGCUACUCCUGUGUUUAUAGCAGCUUAUAGGGGCUACGUCGACAUCGUGAAGUUCUUGAUCGAGAAGGGCGCGGACCUCGAGCGGCCGAACUCCAAAGGCAACACGCCCUUCUUUAUAUGUUGCCAGCAUUGUCGGUUGGAUAUUGCGGAGUUACUCGCAGACAGAGGUGUUGCAUUGGAGCCGGUCAACGAGGCCGGCUCCACUCCCUUCUUUUUCGCGUGCCAGGAGGGGAACCUUGCGGUGGUCGAUUUCUUGGCCAAAAGAGGAGUGGACUGCAAGCGGGGCAAGAACGGCAUCACGCCCUUCCACAUGGCCUGCUAUCGGGGCCACCUCGAUGUCGUGGCUUUCUUGGCGGUGGAACGGGGUCUCGACGCGAGGGCCAUCGACGGGCACGGUCGGACGCCGUUGGAGGUGGCUAAACGCGCGCAAAGGGACGACGUCGUGGCUUUUUUGGAACGUCAAGAUCCAGAAUUAGCGAAGGCUCGACAAGGUAGAGAGUCUUGUUUGGCGACGACGUUCGGGGAAGAAAGCGCGCCCUGCUCGGAGCUGAGCUGCGUCGUGGCCUAAGAAUUGGUUGAUUGGAU
This is a messenger RNA of Pelagomonas calceolata, 989 nucleotides long. The record is from the annotation of a GenBank genome assembly. NCBI's taxonomy places the organism in Eukaryota, Pelagophyceae, Pelagomonadales, Pelagomonadaceae.